UAUGUCGAGGAGAUCGGACUCUUUCUUGUUCCUCUUCUACCUUUUUUCUUUAUAGUGUUAUCCUUUGAUUACCUAUCCAAUUCAGAAAAUUGCUAGCUCAGAAUCCAAGAAGGAACAGAACAGGGAGCACAUGGAUGAAAUUGGAUGUAGAAUUCACGUUCUGGCCAUCCCUUACCCUCUACAAGGCCACCUCAAUCCGAUGCUGCAAUUAUGCAAGCGUUUAACCUCAAAGGGUGUUAGAAUCACGCUAGUCACUAUCACCUCAGCACGUAUAUCAGUGCAAAAUCAGUUUGAAUCGAUCCAGAUCGAGUAUAUUCUAGACGAUGAAAACAUUGAAGCUGAGGGAUCAAACGAUUCGGAGAAAGGUGCUGCCCACUUCAAACGGAUUCAAAUCGCAGUUUCAGAUAAUUUGGCCAAGUUAGUUGAAGAAAAGGCGAGUUCUGGUCAUCCUGUGAAUAUAGUUCUGUAUGAUUCAAUGAUGCCUUGGAUUUUGGAGAUAGUGCAGGGACAACUAGGCCUCAAAGGGGCUGCGUUUUUCACUCAGGCUUGCGCUGUUUCUGCAAUAUACAACCAUAUUCAUCGAGGAACGUUGAAAGUUCCUCUAGAGACAUCUACCAUAUUGCUUCCUUCAAUGCCACAACUGGAGUCGAACGAUCUGCCUUCUUUUGUUUAUAAUCCUGGUCCAUACCCAGGUGUUUUGGAUCUUGUCCUCGGUCAGAAUAUAAACCUGGAGAAAUCAGAUUGGCUCUUGUUCAACUCUUUUGACAAGCUAGAAAACGAGGUGGUGACCUGGUUGACAGAACGGUAUCCAAUCAAGACCAUAGGCCCUUCUACUCCAUCCAUGUACACUGACAAGCGAUUGAAAGAUGACAAAGAUUACACCGUCAAUUUCUUCACACCAGAUUCAGGAGCUUGCCUAAAAUGGCUUGACACCAAGGAAACAGGCUCAGUUGUUUAUGUAUCCUUCGGUAGUAUGUCGGACCUUGGAGAAAAUCAAAUGCAGGAAAUAGCAUGCGGCCUGAUGAAUUGCACUUGCAACUUUUUAUGGGUAGUUCGACCUUCUGAAGAGAGCAAAAUUCCUAGAGAUUUCAUGUUCGAGUCACAAGAAAGAGGUCUAAUCGUGAAUUGGUGCCCUCAGCCAAAGGUUUUGUCGCACAGGGCAGUGGGAUGCUUCAUGACUCACUGUGGUUGGAAUUCAACAAUUGAAGCAUUGAGCUUGGGUGUGCCAAUGGUGACCAUGCCCGUGUGGGCUGAUCAAACUACAAAUUCUAAGUACAUUGUGGAUGUCUGGAAGGUAGGAUUGCGAGUUAAGGGUAGUGAGGAGAGGGAAAUGGUAACAAGAGAAGAAGUAGAAAGGACUAUAAGAGAAGUUAUGCAUGGGGAGAAGACAAGUGAGCUCAGAAGCAAUGCUUUGAGGUGGAAGGAGUUGGCUAAGGAGGCAAAUAGUGAAGGAGGAAGCUCAGACAAAAACAUUGAAGAAUUUGUUUCAAGUGUUGAAAGCACUCACUCACUCAGUUGAAUUAAGUGUAAUCAAUAUUCAAUUUUCUUCAAACAAGUUUGAGAUUUUAUACCUUUUUUUUUUUGUCUU
Messenger RNA from Coffea eugenioides, 1588 nucleotides. RefSeq names its product UDP-glycosyltransferase 74E2-like. The transcript is spliced from 2 exons. The record is from RefSeq and is a predicted model, not a curated record. Lineage: Eukaryota; Viridiplantae; Streptophyta; Magnoliopsida; Gentianales; Rubiaceae. The coding region runs from base 131 to 1519 and encodes 462 amino acids. Gene Ontology annotation, molecular function: UDP-glycosyltransferase activity.